CUAGCUGGUACAAAUCAGAAGCGCUUCCUCAAUUUGGUCUACAGUUCAGUGUACUCCUAACCAGCGACUAUGACUUUUUUGGACACCCUGCGCCAGUGGGACGAGGCUGUAACUUGUGUUGACAGACAGGAUUUGACAGAGGCACUCAGGAUUUUCGUGGCUAUCAAAGAACCAAACUCCAAAAUUUGUUUUGACAUUGGCUGUCUUUAUCUUCUUAACAAAGACCUGGAUGCUGCUGAAAAGGCGUUUGAUUGCAGCAUACGCAAGGAUGAGCAUCUGGCCGUUGCCUUCUUUCAAAGAGGAAUGACAUUUUACAAGAAGGAGAGGUAUGAGGAGAGUUUAUCUGACUUCCAGCAUGCCUUCAAAGCACUAAGAGGCAACCAGCUGAUAGAUUACAAAGCACUUGGCCUCAGAUACAAAUUAUAUGCAUGUGAGGUUCUCAUCAAUGUGGCUCUGUCUGAGGCUCAGCUGGGUAAAUGGGACAAAGCCCAUGAACACCUUGUGAAGGCUCUCAGCUACAAGACAGAUGCCAAGCUCAAUGUCCUCGACAGAGCUCUGGAUUCCUCCCUGAAACAGAAACUUUUCAAACCAGUUGAGUUCCCAUCAAAAGUGCUAUUUAAACCAAAUAAGCACUAUGUGGCUGAGCUGGAGAAGAAGGACUACCUGGGCAAAGCAAAGAUUGUUGCCUCCGUCAUUCCUCAGGAUGUCUUCUCUGGAUUUGCCCCAUUACAGCCACAGGUUCAAGAUGGUCCAACUUCUCCUAAAGAACCUGAGGUUCUGAGGGCUCUAGCAGGAGAACCCCACACUGUCCUGUUUGGGUUUGUUCCUGAGACCAGUGAUGAGUUGGCUGUAGUGCCGGGCAACAUUGUGUUUGUACUGCAGAAGGGUACCGACAACUGGGCGUCUGUGAUCUUCAAUGGAAGAAGGGGACUUGUUCCUUACAAUUACCUGGAACGUUUGGAGAUCUCCUUGGCUUCUAAACAGAAUGAGGAAAGAUCCGAGCCUCCAAGUCGAGAACCACCGACCAGACCUCAGAGGAAAAAAGGUCCUACUCCUAGUGGUAACAGCGAUGGAGACACCCAACCAAAGGAUGAACAGCCUACCGACAACUCAUGUAUUGUCAAAGUCCGUUUCACGUUCAACUUUGUGGUCUCGGUACCACCUGGGUCUCCCUACGCAAUGCUGAUUGAGAAAAUCAGUAAGAAACUGAAACUCCCGGCUAAGGCAAUCACCUUGAGUUUAACCUCCGAGGUUACGGAAGAAAGUGUAAUCGACGCCAGCACAGAAAUGGAAAGUGUGUGGAGCCGUGCCAGCGGUUUGCACAUCACCUUGUGGUGUAAAGCCUUAGAGCAAACUGAUGGAAAUCCACAGAGCGAGACUCACUUUGUGGCACUUCAUUCCUACGAGUCGCCAAAUCCAGAGGAUCUCAGUUUUAAUCAAGGCGAUAAAAUCACACUACUCUCUAGAGUUAACCAGGAUUGGUUGGAAGGCCAAUGUAAUGGGAAUACUGGUAUAUUUCCUGCAUCCUUUGUGGAAGAAGAUCCUGUCAAUGGCCAGUAAUUCAAAUGGAUAAAUGUGGACAAAAAAGAUGCUAAAGCCAGUAAUACAGUUAAGUGGCCAAAGCUGAGAAGUGGUCAGGUACCAAAACCAUUUUAGAAUCACCUACAUCUGAUUAAUCAGGGCCUACAUAUUUUUCAUAAAUGUAUACAUUUUUAAACAUCUUUCCAUUAAAA
Messenger RNA from Sebastes umbrosus (honeycomb rockfish), 1733 nucleotides. RefSeq names its product neutrophil cytosolic factor 2 (gene ncf2). Gene Ontology annotation, molecular function: protein binding; superoxide-generating NADPH oxidase activator activity. Lineage: Eukaryota; Metazoa; Chordata; Actinopteri; Perciformes; Sebastidae. The record is from RefSeq and is a predicted model, not a curated record. Bases 70 to 1560 code for a protein of 496 amino acids. Gene Ontology annotation, biological process: superoxide anion generation. The transcript is spliced from 15 exons.